Anarrhichthys ocellatus (wolf-eel) is the source of this 1023-nucleotide messenger RNA. RefSeq lists its product as uncharacterized. NCBI's taxonomy places the organism in Eukaryota, Metazoa, Chordata, Actinopteri, Perciformes, Anarhichadidae. The transcript has 5 exons. The record is from RefSeq and is a predicted model, not a curated record. The annotation marks the transcript as partial.
AACUGCAGUGGUGGUUUCAGGCUGCAGGAGCUGGAGCUGCACAAGUGUGUGUGGGAGGAGAAAGGGGAGAAGGUGGAGGAGCGGUGGAGAGCCUGGGAGAAGGAGCAAAAACAGAGCCAGACUCAGAUCCAGGAGGCCAAGAAGGUGGCUGUGGUGAACUGGUGGAAAGCUCGCAGUGUAGAGGGGGCUAAGGCCCGGACAAAAGACACCCAGUCAGGCCAGGAGACCCGUGAAACACAAGUUAACCUCCAGCAAGCCGAGCAGACGAUCACUGAUAUGAGGGAGCAGGUUUGCCUCCUGCAAACCUCUCUAAGAUCUGCACAGGAGUGUGUCGCGGAGAAAAAGAACAGCGGUCUUCAUAUCGACAAGGGAACCAACACAGAGAGAAACGAACCCGACGGAGAUGUGAAGAAGGAUCAGAGGGAUGCAGCGGUCGCUACGGAUAUUACAAGUGGAGCCUCAGAGCAGGAGCAAACCCAGCUUCGGGUGACUGCAGACGGCCUCCUGGAGACCCUCGGAAGGAUGGAGGCGAUGGUUAACAGCGCUCUGGAGACCACUGAGCUGGUGAGAGAGAGCGAGCAGAGGGUGAGCCAGGUGAAAGUGAGGAUGGAGAGCAUCACUCUGAAGGUGGAGGAGGCUCUGGUACGAGCAGCCGACACUGACGAGCAGCUGAAUGUUCUGGAGGCCAGGAUCACAGAAAAAGAUCAAACUCAGUCUCCGUGUCCCAGUCUGCCAGCUGAUCCAGGCACAGACGUCACAGGCUCUACGGCUGAGUCCGAUGUGGAGCCUGAAGAGGGAGACGGUCUUCCUCCAUCUCCUGUCAUUCCAGAAGUCGGUGAGACUCCACAGCUGCCUAUGAAUGGUGGCACCGGAGGAGCCAGCUGCAGCAAGCUCCAGGAGGAGGAGGAGGAGGAGCAACACUUCCCGCAGAGAUCUCCUCCUGAGCAAAGUGAUCACAACUCCGAGGAGUCCUGUGCUGAGUCCUGUGCUGAGUCCUGUGCUGAGUCCUUCCUGCGACGUUGA